AUGUCACAAAACGGCUUGUCGCAGUACCGCGCCGCCCAAAAGUAUGACAUACCUCAGCAGUCUAUUUCCGACAGACUCAAAGGCCAGGUAGCCCUGGCUGAUCAGAUCCAGCCUCGUCAACUCUUGAUCAGAUCCGCGCAUGUGGAGGCUCUUAUAAAGCAACUGAACAACGAGCGGACAGUGGGGCGCAACUGGGUCUCUAAAUUCAUCAAUCGCCAUCCGGACAUCAAGAACAAGCGUGGGAGACGUCAGGAAGCUAACCGAUUUAAUGCUUUUACGCCUCGGGCGGUUCACUGGUUCUUCGAUAUCAGGGAAAAGGAGUAUGGAUGGAUUAAACCAGAAAAUACCGUGAAUGUUGACGAAGGCGGUAUUAUGUCUGGCUUUGGUUUGGAUAGUCUUGUGGUUGGGAGUGCAGACCCAAAACGGAAGGCCCUUCUGAAAGGGCCACAGUCCCGCAACUGGACCUCAUUUAUUGAAGCUAUCACCGCGGACGGCCGUGUCCUUACCCCUGGCAUUAUCUUUAAGGGCAAAGAGCUUCAGAAACAGUGGUUCUUGACGGAAUUCGGCAAAAUAGCCGACUGGCAUUACAUAACGUCGCCCAACGGAUGGACGGACAACCAUAUCGCUAUUGAGUGGCUUGAGAGGAUGGACAUGGAAGUCAUGCAACGGAUGCAUGGAUGGCCACAUGCUUUUUGA
This is a messenger RNA of Hirsutella rhossiliensis, 696 nucleotides long. Its product is annotated as DDE superfamily endonuclease domain-containing protein. The coding region runs from base 1 to 696 and encodes 231 amino acids. The record is from RefSeq and is a predicted model, not a curated record. Gene Ontology annotation, molecular function: DNA binding. Lineage: Eukaryota; Fungi; Ascomycota; Sordariomycetes; Hypocreales; Ophiocordycipitaceae. The transcript has 5 exons.